GAUGUUUUUUCCAGCUCUAUUAAAAAGUGUGCUUGGAAACAAUUUUUAGUUUUUCGAGUUGUUUAAUCAAUAUUCACGCUUGACAUCACAUUGUGCUGGUGAAAAAUAGCAACUAUCAGAGCCGGAAUAUACAAAGCAAAAUGAAAAUCGAGGAAGUAAAGAGCACUGUGCGCACACAGCGCAUUGCCGCCCACAGCCACGUGAAGGGCCUCGGUCUGGAUGAAGCCGGCACGGCCUUGCAGAGUGCCGCCGGCCUGGUGGGCCAGAAGGCUGCCCGCGAGGCGGCUGGCAUAGUUGUGGAUCUGAUCAAGUCAAAGAAGAUGGCCGGACGUGCUCUUCUCCUGGCCGGGCCACCCGGCACCGGAAAGACUGCGAUUGCCCUGGCCAUAGCCCAGGAGCUGGGAAACAAGGUGCCCUUCUGUCCGAUGGUUGGCUCCGAGGUGUUCAGCAAUGAGAUCAAGAAGACGGAGGUGCUCAUGGAGAACUUCCGCCGCUCCAUUGGUCUGCGCAUUCGCGAGACCAAGGAGGUCUACGAGGGCGAAGUGACGGAGCUGACCCCCGUGGAGACGGAGAAUCCAAUGGGCGGCUACGGCAAGACCAUCAGCAACGUAGUGAUUGGCCUCAAGACUGCCAAGGGCACCAAGCAGCUGAAGCUGGACCCCAGCAUCUUCGAUGCCCUGCAGAAGGAGAAGGUUGAGGUGGGCGAUGUCAUCUACAUUGAGGCCAAUAGCGGUGCCGUGAAGCGUCAGGGGCGCAGCGACACUUUUGCCACAGAGUUCGACCUCGAGACCGAGGAGUAUGUGCCCCUGCCCAAGGGCGAUGUCCACAAGAAGAAGGAGGUCAUACAGGAUGUGACCCUGCACGAUUUGGAUACGGCCAAUGCCCGUCCCCAGGGCGGCCAGGACGUGCUCUCGAUGAUGGGGCAGCUAAUGAAGCCCAAGAAGACCGAAAUUACAGAUAAAUUGCGCAUGGAGAUCAACAAGGUGGUCAACAAAUACAUCGAUCAGGGCAUUGCCGAGCUGGUGCCUGGAGUUCUGUUCAUCGAUGAGAUUCACAUGCUGGAUCUGGAGACUUUCACCUAUCUACACAAGUCCCUGGAGUCGCCGAUUGCGCCCAUUGUGAUCUUUGCCACCAAUCGUGGUCGCUGCGUCAUUCGUGGCACCACCGACAUUGUCUCGCCCCAUGGCAUUCCUUUGGAUCUGCUCGAUCGCUUGCUGAUCAUCCGCACUCUGCUCUACUCCACCUCGGACAUGGAGCAGAUCAUCAAGUUACGCGCCCAGACCGAGGGCCUGCAGCUGGAAGACCCAGCCUUUGCACGCCUCAGCGAGAUUGGAACCAGCUCGACGCUGCGCUAUGCCGUCCAGCUGCUGACGCCGGCCCAUCAGAUGUCUAAGGUUAAUGGACGCACUCAGAUCACCAAGGACGACAUUGAGGACGUGCACUCGCUGUUCCUCGAUGCCAAGCGCUCAUCGAAGCAUCUUUCCGAGAAGAAUAAUAAGUUUAUGUUGUAAGUUUCUCAUAUCCACACUAAUUGUAUUUCCAUAUGUACGGAUUUAACAGUAAAACUUAAAUUUAAAUGUUAA
This is a messenger RNA of Drosophila obscura, 1583 nucleotides long. RefSeq names its product ruvB-like helicase 1 (gene pont). Gene Ontology annotation, biological process: box C/D snoRNP assembly; chromatin remodeling; regulation of transcription by RNA polymerase II. The record is from RefSeq and is a predicted model, not a curated record. Bases 141 to 1511 code for a protein of 456 amino acids. Gene Ontology annotation, molecular function: ATP binding; ATP hydrolysis activity; DNA helicase activity. Lineage: Eukaryota; Metazoa; Arthropoda; Insecta; Diptera; Drosophilidae. Gene Ontology annotation, cellular component: Swr1 complex; R2TP complex; Ino80 complex. The transcript has 3 exons.